AUGUCGACGUCGCCCAGCUCGUUUCCCGGCAGGGCUCCGGCCUCAAUCACAACCAGUGUCACUUCGCUCUGCCUGUUCCUGGCUGGCUGCUGUCCAACCCAACGGCUUUUGUUGGUUCUCGGAACGGGCUUCUGCUUCUGCUUCUCUGGGGGAGCUCUACUCUACAGUAGUGCCGGCCUUCACCACCGCUGCGAAGAAGAAGCUCUGCCCGCCGUCUGCCACUUGAUGCUUCUGCACAGUCUUCCUCUUUACUGCUUUCAUCUCUCUCUCACCUUGCCCCCUGACCCCUACCCGCCGCGCCCGCUGUCGUCGCCGAGCUACACAGCGUCCUCGCUGACCACCCCGAGUCCUCCUUGGCCCGGUACCGCCACGAGCCAGAGACGCCCGCCGCCCAUUGACACGCGAUCUAAUAGCAAUACGACCCCAUCUUCUGCGGGUGGGCACACUACCUUCUACUCCGACUCGUCCAACCCCUCCAGCCCAGACGAGGAGCGCCCAAGACCAGAUCCCCACGCCGCCCCGAAUGAUACUCACAGCGUCCGCCAACCUGUGAAUCCGAAGCCUGUUGAAGGCUCGUCGAGCAAGGCGCCCACCUCUGCCAUGGCCAGUCCGACGACAUCCACCGCACCCAGCGGUCCUACCACAGGCCUGCCUCGCAAUUCCUCCAUCGACAGUGCCAUUUCCGCCAUCUCCUCAAGCGCGCAAGCGAAUAAUACCACUAAUAACCAGGCCAAAUCGGAAGAAAUUGCAAAGUUAAUACAAACCGCCGGCAGCCCUGAGGCCGUCAUUCAGUAUCUGCUCAAAGAGAAGCAAUCUCAGGCACAGCAGAACAGCCAGCUAUGGCGCCUGGUUGACAAGCAGAGGGCCAUGAUCUUGGGGUUGAAUAAAGAUUUGGAGGCAGCCCUGAAGGACAAAGAAAAGUACAGGAAAAAAGUAAAGGAGCUAAUGGCGAGUCCCUUGGUAGUAAAACCACCGGGCAGCCAAGAGGAUGAUAAACAGUCAGACGCGCACAACGAUGCACGCCUGCUACGCCAGGAAGUCGAUUCACCAAAGGAGCCAGUGGUGCCUUUGCCCAACACCCCAAAGCUGGACUCUGAGGGCCAAUUGGGCUCGCCGGUGGACAUGGCUCUAGCUCCCUAUCCAAUCACCCCUCCGGCAGACCGAUCACACGCACCCCCUUCGGCUGUGGCCGAGCUGUUGGAUCCUUCAGAGGAGAUGCCCAAACCCCAGGAAUAUGCUCUGGACCAUUACGACCACGACGCGGAAGAGCAGGCGGCAGACCAGGCGCGGAGAGAAAGGAACAGCGAACAGCUGAAUGAGAUGCCGUACAAUGCCUCCCUACCUCCGUCGCGCAGCCUGCCAAGCCACCCGCCCAAUAAGCCGCCGCCAAAACCUCCCGCCGCCAAUGCCCCUCCGACAGUGACCGUCAUGGAGCCCACACCGCAGCCGGAUGAGGGCAUUGGCAAGUUCCCUUCGCCACCGCGGAAGCCUCCCCCUGCGCCUCUUCAGCUCCGGCAGGAGAUCCGGCGCCAGCUUGACUCUCCCACCAUUGAAGACUCUGAUUCCGACUACGACGACGUUUUAGAAGUGGACGAGAUUAUUCCCGAGAACCGCGGCCGCCGACGAACGCGCGAGGAAGACGAUCGUGAGCGCGAAGUUUUGGCUGUUCAGGAGGUUGAAGUGCGGAGCGCAUCCAAGAUGGCCCAGGCUGGAAUGGCAGAAACCCCCAGCCCUUCCACUGUGCCCGCCAGCUUGCAGCCUGGGAUGCCCACCGCAUCUCUGGAUGCGGUCCUGAAUGGGACCAGACCUCGAGAAUUGACUGCUCCCAUCCUCAGCCCUGGUUUGCCUGCCAGCCCCAGGCCAUUUGGGAACCCUAAAAUGACGCUUGGCAACCCUCCAAUGUCGCCAAGGGGCGGUCCAUUGUCACCAAGACCUCCACGACAACCGAUUCCCAUGCCGCCUGGUACGCCCAUGAUAGUGCCGCCCACCGCAUCAUUGAGCGAUGGAAACCCGCUCAAGAGGGCGAUGGAGGCUGGGGACUACUCCAAGGGCGCCUCUAGCCCAGUGGAACGAACGGCCAUCUUCAGAGGCUUGGUGACUGACGAGUACCCCGAUCUGCUGCUGCCGCCAAACGCGUUACCUUCCAUCGCCAUCCGAGUCGCGUCGUCCCGCAUGAAGCCGUCCAGAGCAAGUCUCUUGUCGUUGACCCAGCUCGAGGAGGAUCCGGUCUUUACGCUUGCCAUCAUUUCGCGGGCUGACGGAGGCGAGCUUUGGCGCGUGGAGAAGGACUCUGCGUCUCUAGCCAAGCUGGACCAGCGACUGAAGCAGUGCCCUGCUUUUACAGCCAAGACUCCUGAUAGGUCACUGUUUACCGGACAUGCGCCUGCCAAGAUUGAUGCCCGAAGAGCCGUCUUGGACCAGUACAUGGAUGAGCUUUUGAAUACUCCCCUUGACACUAACGCAGCUCUAGAGCUUUGCAAAUAUCUCUCUAAUCAUACCCUGCCUCCCAAUGCUGAUGAGACUGGCCAAAUGUACAAACCCAAGGAGGACAACGCCUCGAUUCGAUCGGAUGGUCGACCUACUCGCAAUGGUUAUCUCACCAAGAAGGGCAAAAACUUUGGUGGAUGGAAAUCGCGCUUCUUCAUUCUCAACGGUCCUCUAUUGAAGUACUAUGAGACUCCCGGUGGCGCUCAUCUCGGCACUAUCAAGCUUCAGAACGCUCAAAUCGGCAAGCAAUCCCAAAACAACGAAGCCAGCACCCCAACAGCUCACAGCAACGACGAGGAGCUGGAUAGCCAAUAUCGCCACGCCUUUCUCAUCCUCGAGCCCAAGAAGAAGGACUCCAGCAACCAUGUCAAGCACGUGCUGUGUGCGGAGAGUGACAGAGAAAGAGACAUCUGGGUGGAGAAUCUGCUGCAGUGGAUCGACUACCGAGAUCCUGAGGAUGAGCCGCCAGCCGCACGGCCAGUUCACGACCGUCAGACAUCUGGAGACCAGCUCAACAAAGCCAAGAAGGGAGGCAAAGCGAACCAGCAACAUCAGACGUCGGGCUCAGACACACUGAUUGGGGUGAGAUACGAUUCUACCCACGCUGGAGACGCUCCGCACCAGGGCAACCAUGGAAACCGACCAAAGACAUCCGGCAGCCAAAGCGAGCAUCACCAUGCGGAUUCGCACUCGAAGAUCAUUUCCGGGCCAAAAGACCCUCAGGUGAUCUCAGAUGCCUCCUCGUGGGGAAGCAGAAUUGGCCUGACAGCACCACCUCCGGCACCGGCUCCUUCGCAUGAUGAAAAGAAGCAGAGGAAACGAAGUUUCUUUGGUUUUGGACCCAAGGCGCGCACUUCGUCUGACGGACAGGACUCCUUGUUUGGAGGCAGCGAGGGCGGCUCUGGAGCAACUCCGCCACAGAAUGGCUACCACGGCCCGGUUCGCCACGUUUUCGGUGCACCUCUGGCUGAGGCUGUGCGAUACAACCCCCCGGUGGAUGUCGACGUGCCGCUGCCCUCAGUUGUCUACCGCUGUAUCCAGUAUCUAGAGGCUCAAAACGCAAUUUUCGAAGAGGGCAUUUUCCGGCUUAGUGGUUCGAAUGUCGUCAUCAAACAGCUUCGAGAGCGCUUCAACAACGAAGGCGAUAUCAACCUGGUCACCGACGAGCAUUACUACGACAUACACGCCGUGGCGUCUCUUCUGAAGCUGUAUCUGCGAGAGCUGCCUACGAGCAUACUCACGAGAGAUCUUCACCUGGAAUUUAUGUCGAUAACGACGGAGAUUACCGACAAGGACGAAAAGAUGGCGGCCCUCAACGAGCUAUCGCUGCGGCUGCCCCAGGCCAACGCAACGCUGCUCAAGUACCUGAUUGCAUUCCUCAUUAGAAUCAUCAACAACUCGGACAUUAACAAGAUGACGGUGCGAAACGUGGGCAUCGUCUUUUCACCGACGCUCAACAUCCCGGCGCCCGUCUUUGCCAUGUUCCUCCAGAACUACGAAGCCAUUUUCGGAGUCGACCCUGAAGAGUACGAGCUGCCUUCCCCCAUCUCUGAGACGGGCAGUCAUGGUCGAUCGGACUCUGUCGGGCGCUUCGAUCCACCGCCAGGUCGUCCAUCAACAUCAUCCGGGAGCGCCUCUCCGCGCCAUCAAGGAUGGCCGGAAUCCAUCCGAGACCCAGCGAGAUCAACACCGACGCCUCCUCUAUUACAGAAUCUGAAUGCGGCGCGAGGGUCUCCCACUCCGACCGGGGCAGCUCGCCAUAGCUACGAGCCUUCUUAUAUGCUUCACCAGAGCCCUAGAUCAGUCUCUCAGCCAAUACACAAUACUGGCGGCGGGCCUUCAGACGGUCCAGUUUCGCAACCGCCUCACCGAGCCAGCCCGGCGUACGAACAGUCUCUUCUCCCCGUGACGGCAGAGGACCAAAAUGGCAAUCUUGCUGCGUACGAUCAAGGGAACAUGUCUAGACGCCGGGAGAGCGCCAUCAUGAUGGGUGGCUCGUCUGGCUUGCAGCAUCAACAAGGAUCCAAGAGUCGCCUACGUGAAGAGGCGCAUUUCUAA
This is a messenger RNA of Trichoderma breve, 4545 nucleotides long. Its product is annotated as rhoGAP domain-containing protein. The transcript is spliced from 4 exons. Gene Ontology annotation, cellular component: cytoplasm. Gene Ontology annotation, biological process: signal transduction; regulation of GTPase activity. Lineage: Eukaryota; Fungi; Ascomycota; Sordariomycetes; Hypocreales; Hypocreaceae. The record is from RefSeq and is a predicted model, not a curated record. Bases 1 to 4545 code for a protein of 1514 amino acids.